Messenger RNA from Periconia digitata, 804 nucleotides. The record is from the annotation of a GenBank genome assembly. NCBI's taxonomy places the organism in Eukaryota, Fungi, Ascomycota, Dothideomycetes, Pleosporales, Periconiaceae.
UCCGAAGAUUUCCCACUUGAGCACUAUAGAAAAACACAAGCUAUCCACAUAAUGUCUACCAAAGCCAUCAUCUUCGCCAGCAUAGUCGCCUUCACAUCGGCACUGCCGUCGUACGGCAAAAACACUGAAACUACUGAAUGCUGGCGAACCAACCCCGGAACCUCCUUCUAUCGUUGCGCGAAUGGCAAUAUAGGCUGCUUCGCAUACGACCCGUGUGGCCCUCAAGUAUCCAGCACCACUCCGCCAACCACCGUGCCCAACGUUACCCCGACCCCCACCACUGUUCCAAGCGCGAAAUACACUCUCACCCAACCCCGCUCCUAUAAUAUCUAUCCACUCAAUGAGGCUCUACACGACUCCGAGGACCCUGUCUCUCACGUCGAUCUCCUCAAGGUCGCUAAUGGCGGAAUCGUCACUACCAACGCUAUGGUUUUCGAAAAUAUCCCUGCAGGCGCAAAGAACUGCUUUCUUGGAUGGAACUCUACUGUGCCCGGUGGCGAGAACGACUUUAAGGUCACAGGAAAAGGACAAGCAUCGCGGCGCCAACUUACUGGCUUCCCUACUUCAGAAGAGAAGGUUUCGUUCAACAGUUUGAAGAAAUACCAGGAUAACAGUGCCGAGUGGAGUCAAAGCUUGGAUUUCACGGGAUGGGUGGAGAGUCCGGGAACACAUGGAUCUGGGUUUCUGAAAUGCGGCGAGCAAGUGGCACUGGAAAUCAAAGGGAGCGAUGACGGUGAAGGGGAAAACAGGGUUUUCAUUACUAAUACUGAGGAUAAUGGGUUUUUCCUUACUUAUGAAGUUUGA